Molecule: messenger RNA, 2633 nt
Organism: Apus apus (common swift)
Lineage: Eukaryota; Metazoa; Chordata; Aves; Apodiformes; Apodidae
Gene: SLC25A32
Product: solute carrier family 25 member 32
Exons: 7
Coding region: 46-1005 (319 amino acids)
Biological process (GO): folate import into mitochondrion; nucleotide transport
Cellular component (GO): mitochondrion
Molecular function (GO): FAD transmembrane transporter activity; folic acid transmembrane transporter activity
Source: RefSeq, a predicted model, not a curated record
GGUCCCGCGCGCCGCCCGCCCCGGCCCCGCGCGCCGCCGCGGGCGAUGGGCGCCACGGGCCCCGCGUGCGCGGCGGAGGAGCCGGCGGCGCCGCCCGUGCGGUCGGUGCUGCGGCACGUGCAGCCGGAGAGCCUGGCGGCGGGGCUGAGCGGCGGCGUCGUCUCCACCCUGGUGCUGCACCCGCUCGACCUGGUCAAGAUCCGCUUCGCAGUAAGUGAUGGAUUGGAGCUGAGGCCAAAAUACAAUGGGAUUCUCCACUGUAUGACCACUGUCUGGAAGCAUGAAGGAUUACGAGGCUUAUAUCAAGGGGUAACUCCAAACAUGUUGGGAGCAGGGGCUUCCUGGGGACUUUACUUUUUCUUUUACAAUGCCAUCAAAGCUUACAAGAAGGAAGGGAAGCUGGAAAGUCUCAGUGCAACUGAACACCUAGUGUCAGCUGCAGAGGCUGGAGCCAUGACUCUCUGUAUUACAAACCCAAUAUGGGUAACGAAGACACGACUUGUGCUGCAAUAUAAUGCUGGUGUUGAUCCAUCAAAGCGGCAAUACAGAGGAAUGUUUGAUGCUCUUAUAAAGAUCUACAAGUUGGAGGGCAUACGUGGCUUAUAUAAGGGAUUUGUGCCUGGUUUGUUUGGAACUUCACAUGGAGCACUACAGUUCAUGGCAUAUGAGGAUUUGAAACUGAGAUACAACACCUAUAGAAACAGAGCAUCAGAUACAAAACUGAACACUGUGGAAUACAUAAUGAUGGCAGCUGUAUCCAAAAUAUUUGCUGUGUCAGCAACAUAUCCCUAUCAAGUUGUGCGAGCUCGUCUUCAAGAUCAGCAUAAUACGUAUUCUGGUGUGUUGGAUGUGAUCCACAGGACAUGGAGGAAAGAAGGAAUUCAUGGAUUUUACAAAGGAAUUAUCCCCAAUGUGAUCAGAGUGACUCCUGCCUGCUGUAUUACCUUUGUUGUUUAUGAAAAUGUGUCUAGUUUUUUACUUGGUUUUAGAAAAGAAAAUAGUUAAAGGUUCAAGCUUGUGUUCAUAAGGAAUCUAUUUUUUAUAUUUAUGAUCUGGAGAGCAGUCUUUUUUGACACUGUGAAUUGAUCUAGUAUUUUGAGGAAAGAACCUGGACGUAGUAAAGCCCUGCCAACAUCUCUUCUGCUGAAUGUUUCUGCAUUGCUGCCUUUCUAUCAGCUGUGUCUGCUUGGAAGAGAUGCUUUUACAACUAUGAAAUAAUAGCACUGUGACUGGAUGAAUGCAGCUGUGUAGCAAUCCAGUUCAUCCUGGCCUGCCUGGAUUAAUGGAUUAAUUUUCAUUGACAAGGCUCAAUAGUUGGUCAGAUUCUACUCCUACAGAAGUGGAAAACUUCAUAUAAAAGCAACUCUGGGGCGUGUUAAAACUUUCCUAAAUCUUUAUCUGAGUCUCAUUAAGAAAGUAUCUAUGUAGUUGUUUACAACAGUAUCUUCUGUAUCCACCUCUCUGGUAUUUGUCAGAUUUUAGGAUAUGGAAUGCUCCACAUUCCAUUGCUCAUCCAACACAGAACUGCUGCCUCAGUGGGGUGCAUUUGGAGACUCAAACUGUUUUGUAAAACAGCUGUCCAUUCUUGGGUUUGAAUAGUUGCCAAUCUGAUGAAACCCAGUUCUCGUCUCAUACCAGGACUUGCAUUGUGGUUUUAGGCUUGUGUUUAGCAGCAGACCCAAGUGUGUGUUGUGUGCAUUGCUGCCCACUGACUUAAUUUUCUCUCUCUCCUUUGCCUGCCCUGUGUUUCUCUGAAGAGAUUCCGCCUCCAUUACUAAUACAUCUGACCAAAUAUUACAAAGUAAAGGCAUAUUUGAAAGUAGACCUACAUUUUUUAAAAGGGUUUUUUCUAGUAAUCCCAUAGUGAUGCACUUCUCGAGCCACUUUAAUAGUGAAUAUGAGCAUGCUUAUUUUCAAGAAUAUUCUCUGUAAAAAAAAUAAGAAUCCCUAAGUAGUCAAGAAGAUAUUGUGCAUGGGACUUCAUUUAAAAAAAAAACCAACCAAUCCAUUUAUGUUUUCUGAUUUAAUCUAAAGAAAGGAAUGUAAGAAUAUAUUGAUUGCUAACUUAGUGAUAAACUAAGUUAUAGUACAUCUCAAUAAAUUUGAACAAUAAGGAUGUUUAUUUGCAUGCCAGUAAUUGCUGUUAAGGAUAUGUACUUUUUGGAGAUACCAGCUUGUUGUAGGGUUUUUUUGGUUCUUCUUUAAGAAAAUACAUUAUAGGCUAUAACAUCUGCCUUCUGCUGUUAAUAAGUAGGUAUUAAGAAGUAUCCAGAAAGUAUCAUUUAACUGAGGAGUAAAUAAGUUAGCAAAGCUUAUUCAACAGGUAAGGGGGAAGUGAUCAGUUUUGUAAGGAGUGGAGAACACUGUCCAGCAAAACACCUGAAUAACACCUGAAAAAUCACAAGUUUUCUGUUUAACAAAAGACUAACUGAAAGCAGAAAUAAUUUUGAUAAAUUUUUAAUAAAAAUUUAACAGAUUAGGGAAAUGGUUUCAAUUAUAAAUUAAAAUCUGUAAGACUACAGAAACAGCUCAAUAUUUUUAAAUCUUAAUUCAGCAAUCCACUUCCUUGUUUCUGUUGAUUCUGUUACCAUGUACCACAUUUUGUGUAUACUAAACUUUAUUAAUAAUUUGCA